UUGUCGAGAGGUACAAUCCAAAAAUGGCGUCGAAGAGGAAGCAAGAUGAUAAGCAUCUGAAGAUGUUGCGAGAGAUGGUGGCCAGAGAACAUAAUAAGAAAUGUUUCGAUUGCCACCAAAGGGGUCCUACAUAUGUCAACAUGACGAUAGGUUCAUUUGUGUGUACAUCGUGCAGCGGAAUCCUGCGUGGUUUAAAUCCUCCAAAUCGAGUGAAAUCCAUUUCCAUGGCCAGCUACACACCACAAGAAAUAGAGUUCCUUGAACAGAAAGGAAAUGAGUAUUGUCGUCGAGUGUGGUUAGGUUUAUAUGAUGCCCGCUCACAAGCAGAGCCUGAAUCAAAAGAUGAACACAAAGUACGAGACUUCAUGCAACAAAAAUAUGAAAAGAAGAGAUGGUAUGUGAGUCCAGCUGAAGCUGAACGGUUGGCCAGUGUCAAACAACAGACACCACCGCUGCAAACAAAAGCUGGAACUGCAACGGGCGUCAAGCCACUAAAAAAUUUAUUAGGAAAAGAUGCACCACCAUUAGUAGUACAAAACAGUUUUCAGGCUUCCCCUGUGCAGUUACCUCCACAAACACAACAACCAGUUCAGAAAAAGACACCAUCAAUGGACCUGUUAGGAGAUCUUGGAGGUGAUCCUUUCAGUGCAGCACCGCCACAACAACAGCAACAGCAGCCACCGCCUACAGGGAGUCAAGGAGGAGGUGGAUUUGCAGAUUUUGGUUCAGCAUUUGGUCAGACAUCCAAUGCAUCAUCCUUUGGACAGCAGGCUCCAGCCCCAGCAUUUAGUCAGCCAACAACAACACCAGGCUUUAAUCAAUCAGUGUCUCCUCAAUCCACCGCCAACCCUUUUGGUGAAGUAACAGGACCACAAAUGGUCUUACUGACAAGCCACACUGUUACCACCUCAUCGGCCAAUCAACCCAUCCCUGCUGUGUCCCCACCACCAUCUGGAAGCACUGUUGCUGACCCAUUUGGUGGGAGAACAGUCCCAACAUCAGUGGCCCAACCCACAGUACCAGCUGUGGCCCCACCACCAGCUCCAGCUAGUAGUCUUCUUCAACCAAACCAACCUGGCCAACCGCAUCCUAGUUCUUCUAUCUCUAAUCAAAAUGACUUUGGUAACUUUAGUUCAGCACCCAUCUUUACAACAACUCCUGCUCAAUUGGCCCAAGAGAAAAGUGCGGCUGAUCGGUAUGCAGCUCUCUCACAGUUGGAUACGUUAUUUCACGACACAGGCAGUAAUAUAGAUUGGAAAGGAGGUGUGUCAGUGUUUAGUGCCCCCCAAUCCUCGGUAACACAGUCCAGUAGUUUAACUGCCUUGAGUUCAUCACCAUCAUCGUCAACAGGCUUUGGUAUGUCAACUAGUAGUACAUUUGGAGGAUCAACAAAUCCUUUCAGCCAAGGAGGUAGCACAGCAACAGGGUAUGGUGGACAAGCUGCAUAUGGACAAUAUGUUACAGCUGGAUUUGGACAGCAACAGCAGGCCCCGGCAGGUUUUGGACAGCAACAGCAGGCCCCUGCAGGUUUUGGACAGCAACAGCAGGCCCCGGCAGGUUUUGGACAGCAACAGCAGGCCCCGGCAGGUUUUGGACAAACUAGUACUGCCGGCUUUGGCCAACAAAGCACAACUGGCUUUGGACUAAGUAUUGCUGCUAAUCCAUUUAUGACGCAGGCCCCUUCUAGUGUAUAUAGCCAAGCACAAGCAAAUGGAUCAUUUGGAGCAUCUGCCAACAUGGCAUAUGCAUCUCAACAAACAGGGGGAUUUGGACAGAUGGGCGGUGUCCCUGGCGGCAUGGCUGCACAGCCUGCUGGUUUUGGUACAAUGGGAGGUUUUACCCCGCAGCAAGAUCUCAGCUUUGGCGGUGCCGCUAUGACGGCAAUGGCUGGGAACCAGUUCAAGAUGGCUCAACAACAGCAGCAGCAGCAGCAACAACAGCCACAACAAUUUGGUGGAUGGAAUCAGCAACAAAUGCAACAACAACAGCAACAAAUGAAUAUGGCAGCUAAUCCAUUCAUGAGUGCUGGUCAAUUCCCGAAUGCUGCUCGACCUGCAAACACAAGCAAUCCCUUCCUGUGACAUUAGUGAUGUGUCACAUUUAUGUUACUAGACUUUCUAAGACAAAACAGGACUAUGUCUUUCACCUGAGCCAUACUGCAAAUGCCUCUUAAUGACAGUGAUGUUGUGUAUAUUGCUUCUAUCUGUCUGUGCAGUAAGUUACAUGUAUAUGAAUGCAGCUGUCAAAUAGCAUGUCGAUUUUAUUUGCUGCCAGUCUACAAAAAAAUAAUCCCUGAAUAAUUUGAAAAAAAAAUAUUAGUAUAAAGCUGACUUUGAAUGGAUAUGUCCCUAGCAGAAACUUGGUUCAAUUAAUCUCUGUGGCAAGGGGAUUGUACUUAAUUAUUAAAGUCGCUUUCUAGGUUUCCCUUUUCUUGCUAAAUUGUUCACAUGAAUCAUCAAAUCAACCUUAGCAAUUUUUAAAAACAAUGAUAACUUACAUUUUCUGAAGAAAAAAAGAACAAAAAUUGUCUUCAUAACUAAUGGGUGAAUAGGGUUGCCACACAGAAAAGGGGGAUAGACUUUUAUUAUUAUAUACAAUUAUUUAUUAUUUAAUGCCAGCAUGCAUACUUUGUUUUAUCACAUUUCAAAUAUUCUACCCCUUGUUUGUUUCUAUCUUCCAAUGAUCUGGUGUCCAUAGAAAUGAUCAAAAUGGGAUUCAGUGUGUCAUUUUGAGUCAUGUAUAUCAGAUGUACUGAUUUACAAUAUUUAUUCCAUUUGAGCCAUCACAAAAUAUGAUAAAAUAUUCUGAAAGCCACAGUACAUGCAACCUCCAUGUUUUUUCAUGCAUUCAAGUAUUGAUUAACCCUUUGAUCGCCUAAGCAACAGUUGGCACCAUGCACAAAAUACCUAGUACCAUUUAUAGUCUGCACUUUUCCAUAUGAAAUGUUGCGAAAAUUACCAAAUUUUUUAUCAAAACCUAAAAACAAUGUCACAUUUUUAACUGUUUAAUCCAAAAUUAAAAUUUAAUUCAGUGACAAUUACUAAAAAUUUAAACAAAUUUACAUAAAUUUAAGCAGGAAAAAAAUGUGGCGGUGAAAGGGUUAAUGUUUUACUAAUAGCUUUCCAACAAACUUUUUUAGAAAUUUGUAAAAGUUACAGCUGAUGCUAAAUUGUGACUGUAACAUUUACUUGUACAUGUAAGACGUUCCCAUAAUUGAUUAGACAUUUUCAAAGGACGAUUCUGAUUUUGGUUUCUAUCUGUAAAUACCUUGUACGUACCUAUAUCUUUUGAGGAAAUUAAGAUCUUGAAUUUGGGUGAUGUCGUCUUGACUAUUCUUGUAUUUUGUGUAGAUGUUUUUUUUUAUGAACAACAUACAUUUAGCAUAUUGUAAUCUCUUUUCAUAAUGAUUGAAGUCAGUCACGAAAACCCAGUGUUUCGCAAUACAUGCAUCUGUAUUUAGUAAUUUAAUUUGGCAUGAAACUCAUUGUACCUUGUAAAUAGUUAUUCUUAUAAAGUAUUUUAGGUGACCA
Molecule: messenger RNA, 3530 nt
Organism: Saccoglossus kowalevskii
Lineage: Eukaryota; Metazoa; Hemichordata; Enteropneusta; Harrimaniidae
Cellular component (GO): membrane; cytoplasm
Molecular function (GO): GTPase activator activity
Source: RefSeq, a predicted model, not a curated record